AUGGCCACGUCUCGCGGUGGAAAGCCCAAAAAACAUGCUGUGGCAACCUCAUUCCCGCAAUUCAGAAAGCUCCCUGCCGAACUGCAGCUCAUGAUCUGGGAAGAAGCCUUCUAUGCCACUGCCCCGACCCAAAAAGUUAUCGAAGGCUUUGUCGAGGAAGAUGCUAUCGCUCAACACGCCCAUCGGAUAAUCGAGGCCGUCUCUCGGGUUGCCAGCAUGUAUGGAGGUGACGGCAUCGCCCCACCAGCUCCGGCCAGAAAGUAUAUGCCUAGCCUUAUGACGUUCCCGGCAGCACAAAUUCAAAGCCCUGCUCCAGCCAUGGCUUAUGUUUGCCGUGAUUCGCGUCGCGUGUUCUUAAAACUAGGCCAUGCAUUCACCUCUCUUCUCUUCGACGAUGACGAAGAAUCCACGAUGGACGUAUGGUUCGAUUUCUCUUCUGAUAUUGUCUAUUUCCCCUUAUUGGGCACAGAAAUCAGGGAUAGCUUCUGCUGGGCCUCUUCAGACAACUGGGAAUACCGCCGGCGCAUCCAGCACCUAGCAGUUGAAUGGUCAUUCUUCCACCAGAUAGAUGACGUUAUGUUUACCUACGAGCUGCACUGGCUAGAGACUUUCAUAGCCUUGUACAAUUCCUUCCCAGCGCUAACGGACCUGUAUAUCUUUGUACCAGCAGUCCGUCUUGCUGAAGCGCCAGCUAGUUCAUCUGGAAGCCCAUCGGAGAGGACCACACUAUGUAGACAUUUCGAAGAACCAGACGAAUGCGAGAGCCUGCCAAUUAUACUGAAGCCUAUUCCUAUAAGCCAAACGAUUCGGCUUGCCAAGUGCCAUUGCCCAGAAAGACCGCGGAAUUGGGAUGAGACAAUAGUUGAAAUUGAGGCUGCUUUCAGGUCCCCAUGGAUGAAAGAUGCCCUACACCGUGAGUUGAAGGAGAAAGCUGAUAACUUUCCACCACGACUUCAUGAGAGGAUAUUUUUGCGCAAGGGGCUGGAUGUGGAUGCCUUACGCGACGUGGAGCCUCCACCAGGUUUGAAAAUCCUGAUAGACAGGUCUAUACUUGGGAGGAAAAAGGACCGAAUGUGA
Molecule: messenger RNA, 1077 nt
Organism: Nannizzia gypsea CBS 118893
Lineage: Eukaryota; Fungi; Ascomycota; Eurotiomycetes; Onygenales; Arthrodermataceae
Exons: 1
Coding region: 1-1077 (358 amino acids)
Source: RefSeq, a predicted model, not a curated record